Molecule: messenger RNA, 1884 nt
Organism: Penicillium nucicola
Lineage: Eukaryota; Fungi; Ascomycota; Eurotiomycetes; Eurotiales; Aspergillaceae
Product: Zn(II)2Cys6 transcription factor
Exons: 2
Coding region: 1-1884 (627 amino acids)
Biological process (GO): regulation of DNA-templated transcription
Cellular component (GO): nucleus
Molecular function (GO): zinc ion binding; DNA-binding transcription factor activity, RNA polymerase II-specific
Source: RefSeq, a predicted model, not a curated record
AUGAAAGUUCGUGCUCAUAGAGCGUGUCGAUACUGUCAGGUCAGAAAAAAACGCUGCAUUGGGGGGCGUCCUUGUCAAAAUUGCGUUGAAGAUGGUAGAGAGACCUGUGAGUUUGGCCUCACUGAGAUUGGUGGAAAGCGAGAUGUACUUCGACUUCAGAAGAAGCAGGUGUUCCCAAGGCGCAGAUCGGCCUGCUUGCGGUGCCGCGGCAAAAAAGCACGUUGUACUGGCAAGGGAUUUCCGUGUGGAACAUGUACCGCAAGCGGGCUUGGAAGCACGUGUGAGUUUCCAAAGACAGAAACUCGUGCCGAAGACACGGCAUCUCCAAAUCAUUGCAAUAUCACCACCAAGUCACCUCGAAAGGACGUUUUAGGUCCGGAUCAGAUCCAACGGCCUGAAAGAUCUGUCCGUGAAGGAUGCGAUAUUGAGUCGAUAUCCUUCACCUCCACAUUUGCUGCACUUGACAGAAGUCCCGCAGGCCACGACGAGUCACUGGGAGCUGCUAUAAUCAGUCCUCAGGCCAGUAGCCUGACUGCAAUCUCGGAGCUGAGUGAAUCCUCAAGCCUGGAUUUGAGCAGCUUCGAAAAUGCUGUUGACUCAUCUUCACCGGAAGACCGUCCUUCAUUUGAGCAGCUAUUCGAUGUCCUCCCAGGUCGUGAGAUGAUUGACCACUUGAUAAAAACAUAUUUUGCCUCUAUUUCCACGCUAUUUGGCAUCAUUGACGCCACCGCCUUUGGAGCUGAGUAUACGCUUUUCUUGCGGGACCGUUACUCAAUGGAUAGCUCCUGGUUAGCAUUGCUUUUCGCAAUCCUGGCUCUCGCGUGCCGUGCAGAAGAAGAUCCGUCAAAAGGCGGUUUCCCAGAUGCUGCGUCGACUUGGUAUGAAGAAACCGCCUGGAAAUGUCUGUCAGCCAACAGCUCACCAUCUCAAUCAUCGCCGAGUACUUUGAAGGCAAUGUUACUCAUCAUCUACGGUCGCACACACCGUGGAGAGAAUGUUCUCAGUCAACUGCGAAUGGCUUAUCGGGUGGCAAUUUCCACCAAAAGGCACUUCGAUACUGCUCAGUGUGUUUCAAAUCCCUCAGUCUGCGAAGAGUUUCGGGCUAUUUCGAUUGGAUUGAAAACUCUCUUCAUCAUCAAUGCUCAAAUGCAUGACUACUACCGCAACCCGGAACUCAGACAAGAAUUGCAGCUACUACUGGAUACCACCAUAGAGACUUCUGAAUUGACUACCGUGGAAGUGUUAUCUCCCAUGCAGAUGACGUUCACGAACUUGUACUUUCAGCUUUUGAAGAUAUCAGUAACGAUAUGUUCGACAACAGAACUUGGUUGGAGGUCGGAUUGGAGCGUCUCUGGACUUGAAACCGAGAUAUCACGCAUGGAGGAUUGCUGCAGCAAGCUCUACAUCGAGUCGAAUGGGGCUGUUUUGCAGUCGAUGUCUCCCCACCCAGUCUUCGGUAUACUGCAGUGCUACAUCAACUAUGUGCUUCAUCUUCUCUUUUUGCCUGAUCUCGAGAAUUACCUAGAAGGGGAUAUUGCGGUCGAUACAAAGUUAUCUGCUUUCAAGUGUAUUGCGUUUGCAAAGGCCUCACUGCGAACUUUCAAUUAUCUGGCUGAGAACAUGCAGCCUAAUGCUUAUGGUUGGUAUAUUCGAGGGCUCGGAAGCUACUAUGCCGAGCAGUCUGCAUAUUCUCUCGCCAGAGGUGCCGAAGAACUUGAAGGACAAGAAGAUGCCGAGAACUGCCGUUCUUUAGUGCAGCGUACGUUGCAGAUAUUUUCUACAUUAUCGGGCCGCAGCAUCUUCUCUGCGCGAGGAGCAUCUAACCUUCAGCAUCCAUUAAUGCCCCCCGGACCUCAAGGCUAUUGCUCAGGUGUUGUUACGUGA